UAACACGUGUGCAUGCACAAACACACACCCAGAGCAGCAGGAACGGAGAGAAAGUAUUUGCACUGUAUGUGCUUGUGUGAAUGUGCGUGUGAGGACAUUGUUAGAUUUUCUGUGGUUAAUUAUUAUUAUGUGGGGACAAGCAGUACAGAAAAUGGAUGGAUGGAUGAUUAUGAUAUAAGUAUUAUCAUAUAUAGUAAAGUUACAUUGAUACUGCCUUGACAGUGUCCAUGAAAACAUUAUCAAACAUUAAUAAUAUUUAAUUAGUAAUUAGUAUAAAUGGAAAAUACUGUCGUCUUCAGAUUUUAUAUUAGCUCUAACAGGGUAAUCUUCGAACCUAGACAUCAUUUUGAAUUUUGACACUUUUGUUUUGUAAAUAGCAAUCAUUUUCACAAUAUUCCUUUUUAUGUUUGAGGGAAAUCCUGCUAGGAACCUUUAAUACGGAGGAACUGUUUCCCUGCACUUCAUUUCCACUCGGUAGACGUUGCUGUUGUACAAGGCUCUGGCACGCCAUUGUGACUGUGAAGUACUGCAUCCUACUUUUCUCACACACACAGUCUUUAGAAUAACGACAAAGGGAAACAACGAUGGCUUCGGACUCUUGGGCCCAGGCUGUUGACGAACAGGAAGCGGGAGCAGAAUCAGUAAAUAUUGGAAACCUUCAACUAAAGGAUGCACCCGGAGAAAACGCAGGCAGUACUUUUGUAAAGUCAGAAGCGGGAGAUAAGACUCCAGGAAAGACUACAGAUGAAGAUGACCGUGAAGACAAAGCGGCCCAGUCAUUGUUGAACAAGUUAAUCAGAAGUAAUCUUGUCAACACCACAAAUCAAGUUGAAGUUCUUCAGAAGGAUCCCAACUCUCCACUGUACUCUGUAAAGUCCUUUGAGGAGUUGCGACUUAAACCACAGCUCCUUCAGGGUGUCUAUGGCAUGGGUUUUAACCGGCCCUCCAAAAUCCAGGAGACCGCCUUACCUAUGAUGCUUGCUGAACCUCCACAGAAUCUCAUCGCCCAGUCUCAGUCAGGAACAGGAAAAACCGCUGCCUUUGUGCUUGCCAUGCUCAGCCACGUCAAUCCAGACAACAAAUAUCCCCAGUGCCUGUGUUUGUCACCCACCUAUGAACUGGCGCUUCAGACUGGCAAAGUCAUUGAGCAGAUGGGCAAAAACUAUCCUGAAGUCAAACUAGUUUACGCCAUACGAGGAAAUAGGCUGCAGCGAGGCGUGAAGCUUCAGGAACAGAUAGUCAUUGGCACGCCCGGCACCAUGCUGGACUGGUGCAGCAAAUUGAGGUUCAUUGAUCCCGAGAAGAUUCGGGUGUUUGUGCUGGAUGAGGCUGAUGUCAUGAUCGCAACGCAGGGUCACAAAGACCAGAGUAUUCGCAUCCAGAGGAUGCUGCCCAAAAACUGCCAGAUGUUGCUGUUCUCAGCUACGUUUGAGGAGACCGUGUGGGACUUCGCCAGGCGCAUCGUGCCCGACCCAAAUAUCAUCAAAUUGAAAAGAGAGGAGGAGACGCUGGAUACUAUCAAGCAGUACUAUGUGUUGUGCAACAGCAAGGAGGAAAAGUUUGAAGCCCUGUGCAACAUCUAUGGCGCCAUCACCAUAGCCCAGGCUAUGAUUUUCUGCCAUACAAGAAAGACCGCAGGCUGGCUGGCAGGAGAGCUUUCCAAAGAGAACCACCAGGUGGCGCUGCUUAGCGGGGAGAUGCAAGUAGAGCAGAGGGCAGCUGUCAUUGAACGCUUCCGAAAUGGAAAGGAGAAGGUGCUUGUCACCACAAAUGUCUGUGCCAGAGGAAUUGAUGUGGAGCAGGUAUCGGUGGUGAUCAAUUUUGACCUACCUGUAGACCAGGACGGUAACCCAGACAACGAGACGUACCUGCAUAGGAUUGGGCGCACGGGUCGGUUCGGCAAAAGGGGGCUGGCCAUCAACAUGGUGGACAGCAGAAUGAGUAUGAACAUUCUCAACAGGAUCCAGGAGCAUUUUAAUAAAAAAAUUGAAAAACUCGACACACACGAUCUGGAUGAAAUCGAGAAGAUCGCCAACUGAAAGACCAAGUGUGCUGACAAAGUGGACGCCAGCUAGACUUACGCUCUGCAAAGACUGUAUGCUUCUUUAUGCUGGCUUUUUAAGUUUGUAUUUUAUUUUAAGCCGUUAGGGUGGAGGGGGCAAAACCACAUAUACUGCACGUUUACAUACACUUCAGUCUGUGGAACAUACCCUAUUUCACUCUUUUUACUAUAAUGAAAUUUUAUUUUGUAAUGCUGAAACAGAGACUCGCCUUGUACACGUUUUAACUGUCAAGUAACUCCUAAAACCCCAUUUGACUCUGCUGUUCAUACAUAUAUGAACAUUUUUCAUGAAUGUAUCCUCUUUAGGUCAUUACAACAUUGACAGUGUGUGGAAAGGGUGAAGUUGGGUAUACUGCUGCUCUGAGUGCAGAGGCGUCAUUUUGGGUGAUGACUGAUGGAUGGAUUUUAGGGUCUAUGCAAAUUUAGAGUAUACUCACAUGACAGAAAUGAAAUUAACCUCAACUUAUCUUCAGGGUGCGUAGCCAAAUGCCAAAAUGGAGAUGACCUACCAAUAACUCCUCAACAUUUUAGAUCAUUCUGGAGUAAGGCCCAGUCACGCGUCCCUCACAAUUUUAUUUAUAGAGUAUUAAGACUGCUCAGCUGUAACAUGUAGUUGUUUUUAAACAUGUGACGUGAUUCUUAGUUUUUUUUAAAGAUGUGAACCAUUAAGGUUCGAUGUGAUUUUGUCUCACAAUCUCCUCAGUCAGGGUUGGACUUGUGCACCAUUCUUCUUCAUCAUCCAAACUACAAAGUUCUCAAUGAUUGUGAGUGAGCUAAAUACACAAAGCCUUCCUCAAGUGCAUUAUGUAUUCAUAUACUUUUGUUAUUGGUAAUCCAAAAUAUUGGACUUCACAUGCUGAAUGACACUUGAAAUUUGUAUCUAUUGAACUCUUAAACCAAAUACUGAAUUGACUUGAGGACCUAUGCCAAUCAGAUUUACCGUGUUAAAAAAACACGGUCGCAUAAUAGAGGACGUGUACUUGUGUACACAUUUAAAAUCUACGGGGACAAAUAAAUUGUGUGACUGAUUAGUGUCACUUCUGAGAAGUGCAAAAACACAUUCCUCAUGAGGUUCAACUUUGACUGUCGCAGCUUUAGAGAAGAAGAAAAAAAAAAAAGAUUGGCUGUAUCUAUCAGUGAGUGAACAUGUGAGAUCAGUCCUUCAAAUCAUUGAAGGACUGUAAAGGGUCAGAUUGAACCUUCAACAAACCUCAUUUGGUUCCCACUGGCACUGUCAACACUGGUGGCGGUGGUCCGCUUUUAUUCAUUCCUGUUUGCAGGGAAUACAUGCAGCCAAAUUUAAGGCUUGAGUACUAAAUAUCCACAUGGAUCAUCUGUGAAAACAAAACCGUGUAUGCAGUUUCAUUUGGAUGUAGCGUAAGACAUGGUGGGCAUGUGUGUGUGGUAUGCCACAGUCUGUUUAGAUGCGCACACAGCAGCAACACUCCCCAUGUUGUAAACCUUGUUUGAUAUUAGAAGAUACCUUUUUGUUCAUGGACACACAGGAAGUAGUCUUAAGAGUAAUGUGUUUAGAACAAGAUAGGCUCAACUGUUUGUGUGGUCAAAAAGCUGAGCUACGGAUACGGUCAUGUAUUCAUUUGAAUAAAAAUGUGUAGGUGGUCAA
Syngnathus acus (greater pipefish) is the source of this 3686-nucleotide messenger RNA. RefSeq names its product ATP-dependent RNA helicase DDX19B. Gene Ontology annotation, cellular component: nucleus; cytoplasmic stress granule. The record is from RefSeq and is a predicted model, not a curated record. Lineage: Eukaryota; Metazoa; Chordata; Actinopteri; Syngnathiformes; Syngnathidae. Gene Ontology annotation, molecular function: ATP binding; RNA helicase activity; RNA binding. Gene Ontology annotation, biological process: poly(A)+ mRNA export from nucleus. The transcript has 12 exons. The coding region runs from base 585 to 2039 and encodes 484 amino acids.